This is a messenger RNA of Effrenium voratum, 1161 nucleotides long. The record is from the annotation of a GenBank genome assembly. Lineage: Eukaryota; Dinophyceae; Suessiales; Symbiodiniaceae.
UGGCUCCAGUGACGGUGACGCGACUGGGGGGACUCCGGCCACGGCUGCGGCGGCCGGGCGGACUCCGUCUGUCGCCGGCGAUGCUGGACCUUAUGACCCUGAAGGUACUUCCGGUCGUAUUUGUGAUAGUGAACAUGGUGAGCCUGUAUCUGAUCUACAGCUUCUAUCACCUCGUCCCCUUACUGCAGAACACUGCCACGUACCAUGAUGGCUUGAUCCAGGCAGCAGUGUUCAAUGGCAUCACUCUGAUGAUGCUUCUUUGCUAUGUGAGAGCGGUGGCCACGAAUCCAGGGAACAUCCCUUCAAAGGAGGUUGAUGCAUCCUGGGAGUAUGUGCCAGACCGCGACGUGCAGCAGGUGGAAACAAAGGAGAAGAAAAGGACGGGCGAGCGAAGGCACUGCAAAUGGUGUGCUAAGUACAAGCCAGAUAGAUGUCAUCAUUGUCGUGUCUGCAAGACCUGCAUCUUGAAGAUGGAUCAUCAUUGCCCGUGGAUCUACAACUGCGUGGGAUUCGGGAACCACAAGUACUUCUUUCUGCUUCUGCUGUACUCUGCAGCUGCUUGCAACUUCAUCACUCUGACCAUGAUCCCGACGGUGGAGUCUGCCGUGCAGCAGAAUUCCGCGUUCACGCAGAUGUUUUUGGUGCUCUUUGCGGAGACGCUCUCUGCCUUCUUGGGCAUCCUGAUCACUUUGUUCUUCCUCUUCCACAUUUGGCUCAUGCUGCAGGCCAUGACCACCAUCGAGUUCUGUGAGAAGAACACCAAGAACCAAAGUUACGGGAGCUCCGUGCACGACCGCGGGAUCAACGGCAAUAUCAGAGCAGUCCUUGGGGAUUGGAUGCUGCUCUGGCUCCUGCCGGUGUCGCCGCCCGUGGGCUCUGGCACCAACUUCGCCGAGGAUGGAGAUCCCUUCAUCACUCGUGCCUUGGAGCCGGAGCGCGGUCGGUCGAGACGCAAGGCGGGGUAUGGCGCCGUGACGAGCGGCAAAAGGCAAAGCAAAGGAGGACGGCGAGAGAUGUUCUCUGGCUAUGGCGAGGACAUCGUGUGCUUUGACGCACGGGACUUGAAGCCCAGAUCAGGCCCACUCUUCGUGUGAAUCUGUACAGACAUGUGAGAGCUCCAUAAUGCAGCAUUGGCAACGGCUGGCCAAAGUCACAUGCAUG